AUGAGAUCACCUACUCUGCACCGACUCACCACCACUUUUAACCGAUCUCAUCUCAAUCCAGUUCAACCUUCUCUCAGAUCUGAUUCAAAUUUCAACAUCACCAUGGCUGAUUCAGGUUCUAAUAAUAAAAUCAAGUCAGAUGACGGUUUGAGCACUGUUAAGGACGCAACGGAGACGAAAAAGCUGUCAGAGAUCCCUCCACCACCGGAGAAACCGUUGCCGGGAGACUGUUGUGGCAGCGGUUGUGUUCGGUGCGUUUGGGACGUGUAUUACGACGAGCUUGAAGAGUAUUAUAAGAUUUGUAAAGGAGGAUCUGAUUCUACAGCUGGAUCUAAGUUAAAUAUAGUAAAUUUAAUUAUCCGAAAGAGACAUGGUGAAAAAAGCAAUACAAAAACCAACAAUCCGGGCAGUGCACUCCCCGUAUCUACUCCGUCGCCACUUCAACAACCACCACCAACAACCCAAACUCCGCCGGUGAACAAAAAACCCUCACCCCCACCGGCGGUCAACGCAAUGAACUCAUCACUAAACUCACUCCACCACACUCAUCCACCACUCAACCACAUCCUCACCACCUCCAGUAACCGUUUCCACCACCUCUACCUACCAAAUCCCAAACCCUACCGCCACCGCUCUACAACCUUCUCCGCUCUCCGCCGUCGCCGCCACCUCCGCCGCCGCCGUACCGACGGUAACAACACCUACAUCCCUACCAACGACACCGACUCUUCCUCAACUCAUUCAGAUUCCAAACUUCAUAUGGUAAUCGAUCUCGAACAAUACAUACCGGAUAGAGCAUCUAUAUCGUUAAAUAGGUUGUUAAAAACUGCCGAAUUGAAGUUUAAUCAGUUUGUUGAGUCCGGAAACGACGCCGUUGAGGAUCUCCGGACGAUGAUAACCGUCGCCGGAGAUCGGAGAGUCGUCGUGUCCUGCCGGAAGUCAACGGUCUAUUUCUUCGGUCAAUUGAUUGUAUUAAGUUUCGUUACGGUGUUCACUUUCAAGGUUUUGGUGAAAUUAGGGUUAGGGUUUCGGAAUUUGUUUAGGCGUAGGGGGCAUGAUGGUGAGGUGGUGGUUACUAGGAGAGAUAGGAGUCUUGGUGGCAGAGAGGUGGUGGUUAGUACUAAGAAGGAACCUAAGAGAGAGUUCGGAGAGUCGGUGAAUCCGUUGUCGUCUGAUGAGGAUUUGGUGAUGAGGUUUUCGGGGUCGAUGGUGAAGAAUUGGGCGAAGUCGAAGAAGAAGCUUCCGGAUUGGUGGCCGGAGUCUCGGCCUGCUCCGUUAGAGGGGAUUGAUAAGGAAGAGAAUCAGCGGAAGGCGAAUUGGUUGAUUAGAGCAAUCAUGGACUAUAGAACCAGUGGAAAAGAUAUACAAGAGGAUGACAUCAUCUUACUGCGUAGAAUAUGCAGGAUGUCCGGAGUGAAUGUACACAUAGACACCAGUAAUUCACGAGAUUCAAUCUAUCGUGCAUCUGUUGACUUUACUUUAAACACUUGUGGCAGGGUACCAAGCCAUUCUACAUUUGUUCAGAUUGACGGUGAAGAUACACGAGAAUUCAUUGCUGGGCUUGCUGAUAACAUCGGUCUUGAACGCCCUCGUGCUGCUAGAAUCGUGGCUGCAGCUGUUGCUGCACGUACCCGCUCAUGGCUCUUACAGGCUUGGGCUCUGGAGAUGCAAGGUAAGCAUAUUGAAGCAGUGGAUGAAUUGUCAAAGUUAUGUCUGGUUCACAGGAUAUUUCCACCAGAAGAAGGCUCACCUGAAAUGGAGAUGGUAGCUCGCGGGCUAGAGAAACAUUUGAAACUGGAACAAAGAGUAAAUUUGCUGAAAAUGCUAGUCGGGGUGUCUACCGAAGAGAACCGCAGAAGUCUUGUUGAAGCUUUAGGCUUGGAAAUGUCAGCUGCAAGUGUUGGUGAUGAGCAAGAAAACAUGCUGAGUCUGCAUGAAGACGAUCAAGAGCGUUGAUUGUGUUUCGACAUUACGAAUAUAUUUAGCUCGUGAUUAUCGUUUUUCGUAGAAGUUGUAUUGAACUGCUAGUGAAUCCCAAAGUAAAGCAUUACAAUCUUAGUUGCUGCUGAUGAAUUUGGUCAAAAUGCUGUAGUCAAGCUCAGGAACAUUUGUACAAGAUCUCACAUUUUCUGAAGAAUUUGGUCAAAAUUAGAAGUUGGAAUAUAUAAAUGUGCUUUUGAUCUUGCCCGAACCAUUUGGAAAUCUAGGACCAACAAUAACUUCCAUUCUAAGCCGUACGUUGGAAACACCGUCAAGUAUCCUUGUUUUUA
Molecule: messenger RNA, 2270 nt
Organism: Helianthus annuus (common sunflower)
Lineage: Eukaryota; Viridiplantae; Streptophyta; Magnoliopsida; Asterales; Asteraceae
Exons: 8
Coding region: 1-1956 (651 amino acids)
Source: RefSeq, a predicted model, not a curated record